AUGAUGUUCCAUUCCCUGUGCACCCUCUUGGCAGUGAAGUCGAGUGCAUUUCCGGCAGUUGAACUCGCAACUAAGAGCUCAUUGAAGUUAAGCUUGCCGGCUGGGCAAAAGUUUGAUUUGGACCCCUUUUGGCUGCGGGAGCGUUGCCUCUCCCCAGCCUAUGUGGACGUGAACACUAAGCAGCCUUUAUGGAUGCCUCAUGAGAUGCCGAAGGACAUUUUCUUUCAGAAUGCCAGCAUCAUUGGCGGCGACACCCUGCAGGUGGGCUUCACUGAUGGCCACACCUCUCACUUUGACCUUGAGCACUUAUCAAAGGAACUCACAGACUUCAGGCACACAGUCAUUCAGCCUGCAGCCUAUGCACGUCCAGAGCCCAUCUUGUGGUCGGAAGGAAACGCGACUGAAGCUGGUCAGUGA
This is a messenger RNA of Durusdinium trenchii, 417 nucleotides long. Lineage: Eukaryota; Dinophyceae; Suessiales; Symbiodiniaceae. The record is from the annotation of a GenBank genome assembly.